Penicillium arizonense is the source of this 984-nucleotide messenger RNA. RefSeq lists its product as uncharacterized. The coding region runs from base 1 to 984 and encodes 327 amino acids. The transcript is spliced from 4 exons. The record is from RefSeq and is a predicted model, not a curated record. Lineage: Eukaryota; Fungi; Ascomycota; Eurotiomycetes; Eurotiales; Aspergillaceae.
AUGAGGGCAAUGUGCAUGUUCGUCGCUCGAGCGUCGAGUACGCUUUCAAAUGGGAGUUCAACGCCCGUCUUUGACAAGGCUAUUGACAAUAGCAUAAAGAGGUUCAAGGAGUUCUUCCCCGACACGACCGGGCCGACGUAUCGCCUUUUCUACACGGGAUCCUCCAGAGCCAAUCCCGGGGCGCAUCUUUCAGUCAUCUUGAUCGUACGAAGCUGCGACGGUCUGACCGCGGAUCGCAAACACCUAUCUGAGGCACUACACAUCUUCAACCGGAAUCCAUUCGCGAUGGUAGUGGAGACUCACACUGAAUUCGUGCAGCUAGACACAACAGAGCUGCUAAACAUGCUAGAUCACAAUGAUCACGACACAAACAGAGAUCCUCAUGGUCCAACUAUCGAAUUCCUGUAUACGAUUGACAUGAUCCAACGGGCAAAGGAGCAACUGGCAGCUGCAUGGCACGAGAUGAAGAUGUGGACAACUGGUCGCAACAGGUUGCUCCCAGAUAUCCCAAUGGAUACCAGAUCCAACUCCCAUGAAGUGUUGCUUUUUACACAGCCAAAUGAACGAAGGCCACCAUAUGGCACAAAACAUCAGAUCUCGCGAAGGAAAAAAGAUGAGCUCCGCCCCGGCUGUGGGGUCAUAUAUGCACUACCGAAACGUGCAUAUGUACACAUGCAUAUGCAUCACCCAGAACUGCGCACACCAUUCCAAGAGUGGCCCACUGGUAUCUGCGAAGCGGGGAUGAACCUGAGAUGCUCUUCUCGUGGAAUGACAUGGGAAGGAGGACUGGCGAAACGACACCUUGCCAGUCAACAUCGGAGGAGGCAUCCGAUAUACGAUGGGCCAUGGGAGAUUGUUCCUCAAGCGGCGGUUGACGAGCUCCCGUUUUCCUCUUUUUCAUCUGAUGAUGAGCAAGGCAACGACAAAGAGAAAGGGGAUGAUGAGUCGAGUGUUUGCUCAUUUGAGACGGCAAUGGAAGGAUGA